Molecule: messenger RNA, 6084 nt
Organism: Centruroides sculpturatus (bark scorpion)
Lineage: Eukaryota; Metazoa; Arthropoda; Arachnida; Scorpiones; Buthidae
Product: PR domain zinc finger protein 10-like
Exons: 22
Coding region: 164-4753 (1529 amino acids)
Biological process (GO): regulation of transcription by RNA polymerase II
Cellular component (GO): nucleus
Molecular function (GO): protein binding; RNA polymerase II transcription regulatory region sequence-specific DNA binding; DNA-binding transcription factor activity, RNA polymerase II-specific
Source: RefSeq, a predicted model, not a curated record
GACGUCACGGCAGGGAACGAGAUUAAAUGUUGGUCGUAUUUGCAAAAGUGGGUAACGUAGGAUAAGAUUGUAGUCCUUUUAAACCUUCUAUAUGUGGAUAUAAACACUAAUUUCAUUACAGUACCGAUUGGGGCUUAUGGUUUAGUUUGCCUCUACCAAUUUCAUGGCAACAAAUCAAGCUGAGCCCUCUACAAGUAGCACUACACCAUCUGUAACAGAAGUUGUAUGGACUCAUCAUACCUUUUCAAACAAUGAGGCUUCACUGCAACCAUACAGUACAGUAAAUGGGGUUGCAAGCAGUAAUGAUUACCAUGAUUCUCCUGUACCUUCAGAAAAUGCUACUCCUCAUUAUGAACAUCAGUUAGAUAACAACAAUCCUGAUGAAGCACAAUGUGAUAGUUAUAGAAUGCAUUUGUCAUCCCGAGGACAUUCUCCUGAGAAUGUAAUUACAUCAUCACCGUCUACCUCAGAGAAUAAUUCUCUAACUCUUCAAGCUGAAGCUUCUAAUUUACAACAAACAUCAGUUUCUCAAGAAUCUGCUUUAGGACAUGUACCUCUUACAGUUAAUUCCCAUUUAACAUUGCAACAUGCAGCAAAUCUCUCACAACAGAAUUCAUCCAAUUUGGGCUUACCUCUUAUAUUGGAUCGAGGGAGUCUCACUGCAUUUGUGAAUAAUUCUCGUCCUGAUACUACUUUAUCUUUGGAAAAUCUCCACAGACCAGUAAUAUCUAGUCAGAGUUUAUCACAUCGUUCAGUUUUAACUAAUGAUCAGUCACAAUUUUUAACUGCAGAUAUUUCAGUAGCUGCUAUUACCCAUAACUUGUUACCACCUUCAUUAACACAAAGAGAAAUGUUACCAGCCAUGAUAUCAAGCACUUCAUCUAUAAGUCACAACAUUGGUUCUUCAUUUCCAAUAAAUCAUAAACAAAUGUUAGCACAAAAAUAUGCAGCAGAACUAGAAGCUCCAUCUACAUCCUCAUCAGUUUCUUCAAAUCUCAGAUCUCAUGUUAUUGAAAAUAUGAAUGAUAGACCUGCUUCACCUUAUGUAGUAUCUAGUGCAAAUGCUUUAAUUGAUACACAAGCUAUAUCUGUUUAUACCUCUCAUCAAUCUUUGUCCACUUCAGUAUCUACUUCAAGUUUACCUAUUGAUGUUUAUUCAAUGGAUAGAGGAAUUGCACUUGUAAGCAGUACAAGAGAAAGUCCUGAUGAUAUCAUUGAGGGUGUUCAUCGUUUUUCUGGAGUACAAACAAUAUCUCAACCUUUGGUACACAGUUUUGUAUCAUCAAGUGUGGAUCUUGUACCUGCUAACCAUGUAGAACCUGGAAUGCACUGUGUAGUUGAUUCUACUGUAGGACCUAAAUUACAUCAACAUGAUGAGCCUGUGGUUGACAGUUCUGAUAAUUAUGGUCAACAUGUGGAUACCUCAACAGAUGGUGGAUUACAUACAACAACACAAGGGUAUAGCCAGCAUAUAAAUGAUCUAAGUUCUUGUAACGAAGCUGCUGCUAGUAGUACUGUGUCAUCUGUUUUAAAUGGUGCUGAUGCUUUGGAUGGCAGAACUGUUUUAAAUAAUGCAACAAAUCACUUGUUAGCAGCUAAUGGUGCAUUUCUAGCAGCUAGAAAUGGUGCUUCAACAGAUGAUGUUGAUGAUGUAAAUACUUGUUCUGCUGUCAGCAGCGCUACUCAUCCAGAUUCAACUCGAAAUUCCUUAGAGUUAUCUGUUCAUUCUCCUAUAACUGCUGGAUUAAAUGCAUUAUCAAGCUUAGUACCUGAAAGUCAUCAAUCAUUAGAUCAACAUUCACGUCCUCGCCGUGAUCUCCGUACAAAUCGUCACUGGUGUGAAGACUGCAAUCAAUAUUAUGAAAAAGAUUGCCCUCAUCAUAGGAUUCAACUUAUAUUUGAUAAACCUGUUCUUAGUCGAGCAUGGGCAAGCCUUCCCGCGACUUAUUUAUACGUUAACAAAAUCUUUCUAAAAGAGAAUGGAGAACCAAUAUACGGUGUAUUUGCUAAAAAGACAAUCCCUAAAAGAACACAGUUUGGACCCAUUGAAGGUGUUUUGGUGAAAAAAGAGGAUCAUUCAAAAGAUAAAUUUGUUUUAUUGACAGAACAGCAGGAUCAUACUGUAGCAUAUUUAGAUACAACAGAUGAAUCUUUAAGUAACUGGAUGCGAUUCGUUCGCCCAGCCGAUCAUUAUCGUGAACAAAAUUUGGUGCUAGUACAACAAGGUCAAUCUCUUUAUUUUAAUACUACAAAGGCCAUUAAUCCUAAAACUGAACUUCGGGUAUGGUAUUCUGGAACAUAUGCAGAAAAGUGGGGUUUAAGAGUUUUAGAACCAAAUGAUGAGGAAAGAAAAGCUUUAGAAGAAGAAGAAAAAGCAUGGCCUUGUUUUGAAUGUAAUAAAAGAUUUUCAAAUUCUGAAGAAUUACAGAAACACCUUAAUUUCCACGACGAAGAAAAUGGAACAAUCGAGGAAGGUCCAGGAUCUCGAACUCGUGGUCGAACUAAAGGACGAACUAGAGCUCAAAAGAAAACAAGAGCACGAUCCAAAGUGAAAGAUCCUGAUGAUAUUUCCACUAAACAAGAUGAAUUUCAAUGUGAAAUAUGCCAUAAGGUGUUUCCUAGAAAUUACAGCCUUCAAAGACAUUUGAUAAUGCAUUCGGGAGAAAAGAAGUAUAAAUGUCCCAUCUGUGAUAUGAAAUUCAGUCAUGUAUAUAAUAGAAACAGACAUGUUCGACGUCAUAGACAACGUGGUGAAACCGAACCUGUUAUCAAACCUUUCAAAUCACUUUUCAGAAGAAAACAGGGAGCUGAAUGGAUUUGUACUCAUUGUGAUCUGACUUUUGAUAAUUCAAGCUUACUGAAUCUUCAUACACUCACUCAUGCAGCAGAAGAUGUAGGUCUGAGUGAUCCUUCAAUGGGCGAUACAUAUAAUGAACACACCAUUAUAAUGGAUGGAUUUCAAGCUGUUGGGAAUGAAGAGAAGUGCAAAUGCUUAGAAGAGACUUUUCUGAAAUGUCCAGAAUGUACACAGGAAUUUAGUUGCAAGAAAGAACUAAUAGAACAUGCUAGUUCUCAUGGGAAAAUUCUGACAAAGCAUCGCACUUUUCGUGGUAUGAUCAAUCCCUUGAAACCAUUUAAAUGCAACCUUUGUUAUAAGUCAUUUGCUUCUGACGAACGUUUAAUCCGUCACUACUUGGUUCAUGGAAGUGAAGAUUCAAAACCUCUACAGUGUGAUACUUGUUACAAACGAUUCUUAAAUAAUUCUGCACUUGCUUGCCAUAUUAAAAUCCACAGUGAAGAAAAGAAAUAUUAUGAGUGCCCAAUCUGCAAAAGAGCAUUUGAUCAAAUUGUGACAUUAAAAGAACAUGUUCGUAUUCAUUAUGAAAAUGGUGGCUAUACUUGUCCUCAUUGUCAAAAAACUUUUCAAGAAUAUAAUCAAAUUCGAAAGCAUAUCCGUGCCUUUCAUUCAGAACGGAGAUAUCCCUGUGAAAAAUGUGACAAAAUAUUUCCUCGUCCCGAUAAAUUAAAACUUCAUAUGCUUAGGCAUUCUGAUCAUAGAGAAUUUCUCUGUGCUAAUUGUGGCAAACAGUUUAAAAGAAAAGAUAAAUUAAAAGAACAUAUGAAAAGAAUGCAUGCUCCUGAAAGAGAAGCACGACUAACAGCAAGAGGAUCAAAACCAUCUUCUUCUAAGAAAUUUGUACCUAAGGUAUCGCCAACAGAUUAUCACCGCUUCAUAUACAAAUGUCAUACCUGCCUUUUAGGAUUCAAAAGACGAGGAAUGCUAGUUAAUCAUUUAGCAAAACGUCAUCCAGAUAUAAGACCAGAAUCAGUUCCAGAAUUAAACCUUCCUAUUUUGAAAACUACUAGAGAUUAUUACUGUCAAUACUGUGAAAAAGUUUAUAAAUCCAGUUCUAAGCGAAAGGCUCAUAUUUUGAAAAAUCAUCCUGGUGCAGAAUUACCUAUGAGUAACCGUCGAAAGGGAGGAAUUCCUGAAAUUCCAGGAAUACCAAAUCCAACAUUUUCACAGACAGUUGGAAGUAUUACAACUCAUCCUCAUCAUUGUGAUUGGUGUCAUAAACAAUAUGCCAGUAAAGCAAAACUUUUGCAACAUCAAAGAAAAAAACAUAUUGAUAUGCUGGCUUUAUCCUAUGUUUCAUCUAAAACUCCGACACAAGUUCAAACUGUCAGUACUCAGCAAAAUGCAACAACUGUUGCUGGACAUAUUGUAAUUGCACAGGGUUUGACAAAUACUUUACCAGCUGAUGGAACUGUCAUUGAUGCUAUAAAAAGGAAGAUACAAUAUGUAGAUAGAGAUGUUGCAACUUUGAUUACUUCCCAGCAAGAUGUUCUCCCUACUGCAGAUCUUCUUACUCAAGCAAUGUCUGAACUGACUCAAACUCUUAAUGAAUACAGACCGUCACCUGGCGAAUAUUUGACCAGUCGUAUUUCCCAUUCUACUCCCCCGACAAUGGUGUCAGGCUCUCCUAAUUCAACUCCUGUUCCAACUCCUCAGCCCACUCCUGUUCCCACACCUACUCCUGCACAUACACCUGGUCCUACAAGUCAAGACAAUUCACCUCAAACUACUCUGACUGCAUCAAUUGAUCAGAAUCAACUAAAUCAACUUCUUGCACAAUAUCAGCAAGCACCUUUAAGUCCUCCCACUAUGACGGCUGUUACAACUGCAGCAUAUCCGACUCGUUCCUGGCCUUCAACUGUAACAAAUACCUUGAACAACUAUCCGGCUCGUUGAAAGAGGUCGUCGAUUGAAAUCUGACCUUCUUCUCAGCAGACAAUAUUCUGCAAUUCUUCAGAUGUCUUAUGACUAGAAGCCAGGAUGGGCUUGCAUUCUUGCACAUUUAGUACGUCAUUGCACUGCUGGUGAUGCUAGAGGUGAAGAGAGGAGACUAUUUUAUUGAAAAGCUAUAUCCUUAGCAUGUUAUAUAAAUUUCCCAUUCAAUAACGGAAAGUUAUUUUGAUAUGGGAGUUUCAGUAGGAAAGGAAUACAGGCCAAAGAAUGGCUUGUCUGUGAUGUUUUAAGUGUGUCAAAGUAUGGUUGUGCUAGUAAAAUUGUAUGGAAAUGAACAUGUAUUGUUAUUAUUAAAAAUGAUAAACCAAAGAUGUCUUUCUCUUCAAGCUAAUGUUUGUCAAUUUAGAAUGACAUAUUUUAUGUAAAAAUAAUGUGAAUGUAAAGCACUUAGCAGAUAAUUGAAUGUAUUAUUUUAUAAAAUUAUUAUCUAGUUGAUAGAAAUGAAGAUUACAUUGAACAGAGCAGAUCAGAAUAGAAUAAUUGCACAUCUGCCAAAGGUUCAGUAUAUUUAUUAUGUAGAUAUAAGGAUAAGCUUUCUUGACUUUUAAUCUAAUAAAUUUGCUAUUUAUGAUUGUACGUACUAAAAAUAUUUAAGUACAGGGGAGAGAUAAAAAAAAAUUAGUAUAUUUAAAAUAUGCAGUAGUUAUUCUCAAUGAGACUUUGGUUCUCAAUUUAAAAAAGUGUGGAAAGAAAACUUUGUUAAUCAUUUGCAUUUUUCCUUGUAAAAUGUGCCAUCUGCACAACAUUACAAACCAACAUUGUUAUAUCAUACCUUUCAUUUUCAACAUUUUGAAUGUAUAGGGCCCAGUUUAUACUGGCACUUACGUAACAUAGAAUGUCAUUUGGUAUUUAUUAAUGGUAUUAAAAAGUGAAUGCAGUUAUGAAAGUUUAUAACUUUGCAUCACUUACCAUUAACAUUAUAUUGUAGGAAUUUCAUUAUGGCUUCAUAUUAGGCCAAAGAUCAUAUUUGUCAACUAGAUAAUGCUUAUUAAUAUUAUAUAUUUGGGGCUUGAAAUGAAAACAUUUGUUAAUGAUAACAUUUUUCAUUAUUGAGAUUUAUUUUAUAUUUAAUAUGCUAUAUUUCUCUUUAGUAAUUCUUUUAUAUUAAAUAAUCAAAGUUUUGAUGAAUGAUUUAUCAUAUCUUAUGGUGCUGAAAAUUAUCAUUUCUCUUCAUUCAUUUAGCAAUCAUAGUAGAUGGCUGUUUUUAAAAUCAAAGAAAUAUAUUAUAAUAAUUAUUAAAAACAUAAUAUUUUUAAUUAUGAUAACAGAUUUUU